UAAAUUUCACGGUUUAAUAAAAUUGUUGAAUUUUAAACUAUUCUAGGUGUAAUGUAAACCUCGUAUUCUGCAAUAGUAUAAUGUGUAUCAUGGAUUUAUCUCCAAAUCAAGACAAUUUGACACAUAUACUUAAUAAAUUAUCAGAAGAUGAGGUUAAGAUAGAAAAAAGUUUAGAAAAUAUACUUUCAAAACAAUGUCAUGUAGAAGCAAAGCUCCAAAGUAUAAGUAAGGUAUUACCUAAUAUUGUUAUAAUACGGACAGAAGGAGAAAAGUUCUGUAAUAUGAUUAGACGUACUAAUGAACUAGCAGAAAAUGUAAGUGCCAAAGUAAGACAAUUGGAUUUAGCAAGAAGCAGAGUAUACGAAUGUCAAAGACGUGUUAAUGACAUUCUUGAUUUACAACUAUGUAGUGAAGGAGUAGCUAUGGCAUUGUGUAAUGAAGAUUAUGAACAAGGUGCAGCACAUGUUUAUCGUUAUUUAUCAAUGGAUCAACAAUUAUUAGAAAGAACAGCUGAAGACAUUUUAAUGGAUCAGACUAGUGUCAGUUGUUCUCUAAUUACAUUACAACAAGCUGCAUUACAACUCAGAACUGUGGUUACACAUAAAUUUGAUGAAGCAGUAAAAUUAGAAGAUCUUGCAUCUGUUGAAAGAUUUUUCAAAAUAUUUCCUUUAUUAGAGAUGCAUACCGAAGGCCUUAAAAAGUUUUGUAGUUAUUUAUGCACAAAGUUGCAAGAAACAGCUCAAAAAAAUUUAAAAGCAGCUUUAGAAAUAAAAAGUAAUGAUAAAAGGGCGUCAGUUAUUUUUUCUGACACUAUGACAUUACUAUUUGAAGGAAUUGCUCGUAUUGUAGAGAUACACCAACCAAUAAUUGAAACAUAUUAUGGUCCUGGAAGAUUAUUAACAACAAUUUCUAUUUUGCAAAAAGAAUGUGACAGACAAGUCAAAAAGAUUAUUACAGAAUUCAUGAAACACCGAUCUAUAUCUAAGAAAGUACAAAUUGUAAAUGAUCAUGUUCGUAAACCAAGUUCUGAAAGAGCAGAUCCCAAAGAGUUUGAUCUGUUAUUGGGAGAAAUUACUAUAAUGCAUUCACGUGCAGAAUUAUACAUAAGAUUCUUAAAAAGAAGGGUUAAAAAUGAUGUAGAAAUUAGUGUAACAAAUGAUGCACAAUACAAAGAUCUAAUAAAUGAAUUCGAAAAUAUUAUCAACAAUUCUGAUUUAGCACAUGGUAUGCAAGAACUUUUAGGUGCUUAUCUUGCUUUAGAAAGAUAUUUCCUCGAAGAAAGUGUAAAUAAAGCACUAGGAAUGGAUACCUUAGAUCAAGAUCAACAAACAUCUAGUAUGGUUGAUGAUGUUUUCUUUAUAGUACAGAAAUGUAUUAGGCGUUCUAUGUCAAGUUGGAGUAUAGACGGUGUCUGUGCUGUAGUUAAUAUGGCUUGUGGAAUAUUAGAAGGGGAAUUUGCAAAUAGAUUACGAAAUCGAUUGCGACAAGGUUAUCCAGCAGGAUACUUAGAUUUGGCACAAGCUUACAGUGCCCUUCAAACAAGUAUACAACAUGGUCGUCUACAAACUUCAGAUACGGAGCUCGCCCGUCUAAUGUUUUUGGCUUAUCUAAAUAACACCGACGUAAGUAUCGAAUAUGUCGAAACGCUAUGUAAAAGUCUUAGUACAGAAAUAGAUGCGACAUUUCCCAAUAUGCAAAGUAAAGAAAGAGGUAAAAUCGACAGUUGUUUAUCCGGCUUAAAAGGUGUUAUGUCGAUUUUGCGAGCGGUUAAUGAUUAUGGUCUAGAACAGUUACGAGUAAGCGCUGUCAAACCGAGAGUCACACCUUGGGUCGAUGCAUUCUUAUCAGUGGAUCAUCAUAUAAACGAGGAUGACUUAUUAAGAUAUGAAACAGAAGAACCUUUCGUACAAACUUUAAUUAUGAAUUUAGAAGGUUUACUUCAAAGUUUUAAAGGAAGUUUAACAGCAUCUAAUUAUGAUGCUUUAAUUGGUCUUCUUACUGCUGAAGUAACAGCUCGUUUAGAAAAAGUUGUAUUAAAGUCUACUUUUAAUAGAGCGGGAGGUCUUAUACUUGAUAAAGAAGUACGGUCACUAGCGAGUUACUUAGCCGCUGUUACCUCAUGGUCUGUACGUGAUAAAUUUGCACGAUUAACGCAAAUAGCUACCAUAUUAAGCGUUGAAAAAGUAGAAGAACUAGCAGAUUAUUGUGGUGCAGAUGCAAUAGCAUGGAGAUUAACACCCGCGGAAGUUCGACGUAUUGCUUCUAUGAGGAUAGAUUUUCGUCCCGAGGAUAUAAAAAGAUUGAAACUUUAAUUUUUGUUUAAUUUUAUUGGUAUAAUAAAUAUUAAUAAACAGCAUUAUUAGUAUUACUUAAUUAUUAUUAAUACAUAUAAUACAUCUUAUUUUUAUCAAAUUAUUUUACUAUAAACUAAUAAUACCAAUUACUAAUAACUAGUAAUACUACUAACAAUGCUUAAAUUUUAUGAUCAAAGUCAAGUUUCAGAUAUUUUUAAAACAUAUGGCAAUCCUUAACAAUUUAUUAGGUAUGUGCAAUCUAUGAGCAUUUUUAAACUAUUAGACUAUUAUUAGAUUAUUAGAGUUAUAAAAUUAGUACUUCAAUACUUUACUUUCUUUAUUAGUAAAGUUAUUAUCAUGUAAUCACACAGCUUUUGUUUUCAUACAGAAUAAAUCUUACACUUCUUAAUAUUUAAUAUGUAUGUUUUUCUAUCACUUUCUUACUGAUUGUUAUCGUGGUCAGCAGUAACAAACUGGCGGUUUACAUAGGUACCUUCGUUAUUUGCUUGUUUAG
This is a messenger RNA of Bombus terrestris (buff-tailed bumblebee), 2808 nucleotides long. RefSeq names its product conserved oligomeric Golgi complex subunit 4 (gene Cog4). Bases 81 to 2312 code for a protein of 743 amino acids. The transcript is spliced from 10 exons. Lineage: Eukaryota; Metazoa; Arthropoda; Insecta; Hymenoptera; Apidae. The record is from RefSeq and is a predicted model, not a curated record.